Messenger RNA from Lasiodiplodia theobromae, 1053 nucleotides. RefSeq names its product Cral trio domain-containing protein. Gene Ontology annotation, molecular function: phosphatidylinositol transfer activity. Bases 1 to 1053 code for a protein of 350 amino acids. The transcript has 2 exons. The record is from RefSeq and is a predicted model, not a curated record. NCBI's taxonomy places the organism in Eukaryota, Fungi, Ascomycota, Dothideomycetes, Botryosphaeriales, Botryosphaeriaceae.
AUGUCUGCUGCCGAGACCGGGCAGAUCAAUCCGCCCGCCGCCGCUUCUCCCACCGAGAAGGACACGUCAAACCAGACCAAGGACUCCGCACCCUCCUCCACCAUGGCAGACACUCCCGCCGCCGGCGUCGCCAAGGCCCCCUUUCCCCACCCGCUGCCGCAAUGCAAGCCGCCCGCGCCUGCCAUCCUCACCACCGACCAAGAGAAGAAAUACCAGGAGCUCCUUGAGAGCGUGAAGAAAUGGGAGAAUGUCCCCAAGACGGCGGCGAAGAAGAGCGAGGAAGAGCCGCUGUCAGAUGACGAGCGCAUGUGGCUCACCAAGGAAUGCCUGCUGCGGUAUUUGCGCGCCGUCAAGUGGGCUUCGGCCGCCGCCGCCGAGAAGCGUCUGCUGGACACGGUCAUCUGGCGCCGCGAGUACGGCACCAACGGCUUCACCGCCGACUACAUCUCGCCCGAGAACGAGACGGGCAAGCUCAUCAUCCUGGGCUACGACAAUGACGGCCGCCCCUGCCUGUACAUGGACCCCUCCAAGCAGAACACGGAGAAGAGCGAUCGCCAGGUGCAUAACUUGGUGUUCAUGUUGGAGAGGGCAAUCGACCUGAUGCCCGCGGGUGUGGAGAGCAUUGCGCUCCUGAUCAACUUCAAGAACAGCACUUCGGCGAAGAACCCGUCGCUCGGCCAGGGCAAGCAGGUGCUCAGCAUCCUUCAGGGACAGUACCCGGAGAGGAAUGGCAAGUCGUUGAUCUCAGAGCUUCCGUGGUACGUUUCGACGUUCUUCAAGCUCAUCUCUCCCCUCAUCGACCCCGUCACAAAGGAAAAGAUGAAGUUCAACGAGCCCUUCGGCCAGUUCAUUCCUCCGGUCCAGUUGAUGAAGUCUUACGGCGGCGAGGUCGAGUUCGAGUACGACCAUUCCGUGUACUGGCCUACUCUCAACCAGAUGUGCGACAAGCUUCGCGCCGAAAGGAAAGCCAGAUGGGAAGCGAGAGGAAAGCAGAUCGGUGACAGCGAGUUCAUCCUUAAGGGAGGCGACGAGGCUGCCCCCGCCGAGCCGUAA